Molecule: messenger RNA, 7380 nt
Organism: Eublepharis macularius
Lineage: Eukaryota; Metazoa; Chordata; Lepidosauria; Squamata; Eublepharidae
Gene: SLC12A2
Product: solute carrier family 12 member 2
Exons: 27
Coding region: 1320-4946 (1208 amino acids)
Biological process (GO): sodium ion homeostasis; chloride ion homeostasis; potassium ion homeostasis
Cellular component (GO): membrane
Molecular function (GO): sodium:potassium:chloride symporter activity; ammonium channel activity
Source: RefSeq, a predicted model, not a curated record
AUCCCCUCUGUGGGCCCAGGGCCAAGCAUUGUAAGCAGGUCGCUGCAUCCGCCGCCAACCUCGCUGCGGGCGAAGAAGCGGAUGCAGCAGAGCGGCGGCGCGGCGGGUUCCCGUCCUCCCCUCGGGACAGCGCCGAGGAGCAGCAGCCACUACGGCGAAGAACGGGCGGGGCCUGCUCGUAACCAGGCGGCGCUUGGCGCCUUUCCGUGAUAAGUGGAAACGAGGACGGCCCCCAGGGAAGCCCCGACCAAACAGGCUGCCGGCCGAGCUUGCCUCGAUUGCCUCAGGGGAAGCGCGGUGUGAAUCGGCUCCCUCCGCCUCUCUCCCGGCUGAUGCUUAAAGACCCUUCCCAAAACCGCGUUGCCGGCAGGCGAUUGGCUGCGGCCGGCCCGCUCUCUUUGGCCGCUUGGCACAGGCUUCCUCCGUACGGCGGCGGCUUCGCUUGUCAGCGUGUAGCGAGGUCAAGGGAAGCGUGUGGUUGGCUCGCGCUGUUUGGGGCGGGUGUCUGGAUGGAAGCCGCGGGAGCCGGAGCGAAGUAGGGCGUCCCUAGCGCUCCUUUCGUUCACACGCGCGGGGUGAAGGGGCGGGGAAGAGACCUCGGGGCGCGUGUGGACACGGCGCCGCGCGGAGAGGCGGCAUCUCCCGGCUUUCCCGCCGCCCCUCCUUCCGAACGGAGCCCCGCGGCCGCCCUCGAGGUGGCGAGGCUGACGGGAGGCGAGGCUUGUGACGUUGCUCGGGGCGUGCAGGCGAGACUGGCCGGCUUGGACGAGGAGGCAGAAAGGCGGCAGCGGCGCUUCGGCUGAGGCGCGGCGCUUUAGCGCGUCUUUGUGUGUGCGGGAGAGCGAGGGGGAGAAGCCCGUUUGGGGCGCGGGAAGCUCCUCGAUGCGCGGGCUGGAGGCGAAAGCCGAGUGACUCCCUGCCCAGCCUUCUCCCCCGAGGCCGCGUCUUUGCGCGGCGGCGGCUGUACGUCUUGAGGGGGACCGGCUUCCGUCUGGCUGCGGGCGAAGGAGCGCGCCGAGAGCCCAGCAGCCGGCGAGAGCAUCACCAUCAUCACCUGGCGCGGCGGCGAGGGCAGGGGCGGAGGGACGGGCGGGGCAGCGCGGGGAGGAUCGGGCGGCCGCCUGCCGGCCCAGGAGGCGCGGCGUGUUGCGUAGCGUUGUAGUGUAGUCUGGCUGCGGGUGCCGGUUUGGCAGUUUAAAGCGCCCCGAGCAGCCGCUGCCCGCCUGCGAGAAGGAGAAGACGCCACGGAGCCUCGCGGAGCGACACCAGGAUCUGCUCAGCGUCCGGCCCGCGUUGCUGCUGCCCUGUGAGGAGGAGCCAUGGAGGGGAAGCCGUUGCAGCAGCAGCAGCAGCAGCAGCAGCAGCAGCCUCUUCACACGCCGCCUCCCGCACCUCGCUCCGGCUCUCCCAGGCUGAAAGCAGCAGCAGGAGGAGCCGCCGUUGCAGCAGCAUCUGGGGGCGCGGAAGACGUCUCUCGUUUGCCGGCAAGUGACGGGGAUGCUCCUGGCGGCGGCGGCUCCUUGUCAUCGGAGCCUGGCCCCGGGCUGGCCCCCGCCUUCGCAGCCGGCGACGGGCUGUGCAGACCGCUGGGUCCCACGCCGAGCCAGAGCCGAUUCCAGGUGGACCUCGUGGCGGAGAGCUCUGGUCGAGCGGCCGCGGAGGAGGAGGCGGGGACGGCGGAGUCGCCUUCGAAGCCCACUGGCGAUGGGUCCGGGAAAGGCAGUGAGGAAGCCAAAGGCCGGUUCCGAGUCAACUUCGUGGACCCCUCCGCCGGGGAUGAGAGCUCGGGCGAGCCCGGCAGCGGCGAGGUGUUCAGUGUCAGCUUCCAAAACGGCGGCGACACGGUGCUGAGCGAGGGGAGCCUCCAUUCCGGUGGCGGCGGCUCGGGAGGGCACCAUCACUACUACUACGACACCCACACCAACACCUACUAUCUGCGCACCUUCGGCCACAACACCAUCGAUGCGGUACCAAGGAUAGACUAUUACCGGCACACGGCUGCUGGCCUGGGGGAGAAGCUUAUCCGGCCCAGCCUUGCUGAGCUCCACGAUGAGCUGGACAAGGAACCAUUUGAAGAUGGAUAUGCAAAUGGAGAAGAAGGAACUCCUACUGGAGAAGCUACUGCCACUUAUGCUGCUGAAAGUAAAGGGGUUGUCAAAUUUGGCUGGAUCAAAGGUGUAUUGGUACGAUGCAUGCUGAAUAUAUGGGGUGUAAUGCUCUUUAUUAGACUGUCCUGGAUUGUAGGACAGGCUGGGAUAGGACUGUCAGUGUUAGUCAUUGCAAUGGCCACUGUUGUGACUACUAUCACAGGCUUGUCAACAUCAGCAAUAGCCACCAAUGGCUUUGUGAGAGGAGGAGGAGCAUAUUAUCUGAUUUCAAGAAGCUUGGGUCCUGAAUUUGGUGGUGCCAUAGGGUUGAUCUUUGCGUUUGCUAAUGCAGUUGCUGUAGCCAUGUAUGUCGUUGGCUUUGCAGAGACAGUUGUAGAACUGCUAAAGGAGCAUGGUGUAGUUAUGUUGGAUGGAACAAAUGACAUCAGAAUUAUAGGAGCGAUCACAGUUGUUGCUUUGUUGGGCAUCUCUGUAGCAGGAAUGGAAUGGGAAGCUAAAGCACAGAUUGUUCUGCUGGUGAUCCUGUUGCUAGCUAUUGCUGACUUUAUCAUAGGAACAUUUAUUCCAUUAGAGAUCAAGAAGCCCAGAGGCUUCUUUGGCUACAAAGCUGAAAUAUUUUCUGAGAAUUUUGGGCCAGAUUUCCGAGAUGGAGAAAGUUUCUUUUCAGUAUUUGCUAUAUUUUUCCCAGCUGCAACAGGCAUUCUAGCUGGUGCCAAUAUCUCAGGUGAUCUUGCGGAUCCUCAAUCAGCCAUACCUAAAGGGACACUCUUGGCCAUCUUAAUUACUACAGUGGUUUACAUAGGAAUUGCAGUAUCUGUAGGUGCUUGUGUUGUUCGAGAUGCUACUGGGAGUUUCAAUGACACAAUUAUAAAUGAGCUAACAAAUUGCACUACUGCAGCUUGCAAGCUGAAGUUUGACUUCUCUUCCUGUGAAAAGACCAGAUGCCAUUAUGGGCUAAUGAACAACUUCCAGGUAAUGAGUAUGGUAUCAGGAUUCGCACCUUUGAUUUCAGCUGGUAUCUUUUCUGCCACUCUUUCUUCUGCAUUAGCAUCUCUUGUCAGUGCACCUAAAAUUUUCCAGGCUCUGUGUAAAGACAAUAUUUACCCAGGUUUCUCAAUGUUUGCUAAGGGUUAUGGGAAGAAUAAUGAACCUUUGCGAGGAUAUCUUCUGACCUUCUUGAUUGGACUUGGAUUCAUAUUAAUUGCUGAAUUGAAUCUCAUUGCUCCAAUUAUCUCCAACUUCUUCUUGGCUUCUUAUGCCUUAAUUAACUUCUCAGUGUUUCAUGCUUCACUUGCGAAAUCCCCAGGUUGGCGUCCUGCUUUUAAGUACUACAACAUGUGGGUGUCCCUAGUUGGCGCAAUACUUUGCUGUAUAGUGAUGUUUGUCAUUAACUGGUGGGCAGCCCUUCUCACUUACGUCAUUGUUCUAGGACUCUACAUUUAUGUAACUUACAAGAAGCCAGAUGUAAAUUGGGGAUCUUCAACUCAGGCCUUGACUUAUCUAAAUGCACUGCAGCAUGCUGUUCGCCUUUCAGGUGUGGAAGACCAUGUGAAAAACUUCAGGCCGCAAUGUCUUGUCAUGAGUGGUGCUCCCAACUCACGCCCAGCAUUGCUUCACUUGGUCCAUGCAUUCACCAAAAAUGUAGGGUUAAUGAUCUGUGGUCAUGUACAUAUGGGUCCUCGCAGGCAAGCCAUAAAAGAAUUGUCUAAUGACUUGUCCAGAUGCCAGCGGUGGCUUAUUAAAAACAAAAUGAAAGCAUUCUAUGCUCCAGUACAUGCAGAAGAUUUGAGAGAUGGUGCACAAUACUUGAUGCAGGCAGCAGGUUUGGGGCGAAUGAGGCCAAACACUCUUGUUAUUGGAUUUAAGAAAGAUUGGCAGUCAGCUGAUAUGAGGGAUGUAGAUAUCUACAUCAACUUAUUACAUGAUGCCUUUGACGUUCAGUAUGGAGUUGUUGUUAUUCGGCUGAGGGAAGGUCUGGAUAUUUCUCAUCUUCAGGGCCAAGAAGAAUUACAGUCAUCACAAGAGAAAUCUCCUGUAACCAAAGAUAUUAUUGUAAACGUGGACUACAGCAAGAAGACAGAGAUGGUCACUUCUAAGCCUGUGACUGAAAAAGCUCUUAUUCAGAAAGAAGAUGAAGACGACGUCAAGACUCCAACACAGCCACUUUUGAAAAAAGAUCCUAAAGGCCCAUCUGCUCCGCUGGACGUGGCUGAUCAAAGACUGCUUGAUGCAAGUUCUCAGUUUCAGAAGAAACAAGGCAAAAAUAAUAUUGAUGUCUGGUGGCUUUUUGAUGAUGGGGGCUUGACAUUGUUAAUUCCAUAUCUUCUGACGACCAAGAAAAAGUGGAAAGACUGUAAGAUCAGGGUGUUCAUUGGUGGAAAAAUAAACAGAAUUGAUCAUGACAGAAGAGCGAUGGCUACAUUGCUUAGUAAAUUUCGAAUAGAUUUCUCAGAUAUCAUGGUCCUUGGAGAUAUUAACACAAAGCCAAAGAAGGAAAACAUUGCAGCUUUUGAUGAAAUGAUAGAGCCAUUCAGACUUCAUGAAGAAGAUAAAGAACAAGAUGCUGCAGAUAAAUUGAAAGAAGAUGAACCUUGGAGAAUCACAGAUAACGAAAUUGAACUAUACAAAACCAAGAGUCACCGCCAGAUUCGUCUAAAUGAAUUACUGAAAGAGCAUUCAAGCACAGCUAAUCUAAUUGUUAUGAGUUUGCCAGUAGCAAGAAAAAGCGCAGUAUCAAGUGCACUGUACAUGGCUUGGAUAGAAGCUCUUUCAAAGGAUCUGCCACCAAUUCUCCUUGUUCGUGGGAAUCAUCAGAGUGUUCUUACUUUUUAUUCCUAAGCACUACUGCACAACAUGCAGCUGCAAAGAAAUGGUACUUCAGUGCCUAAAGGAGAGAGACUGAGAUGUUUGAUUAAAAUAUUAACAUCACACACAGGCAAAAAGUGACUACUCUUUCACUAUUCCACUGACUUGAACAAAGCACACAAGGAAAGUCACUGUACUCCUAAAGUUGUGAAAGCUUCAGUUAUCUUCUAAUUCUUCUGUAAUUUAACCUUGCUUAAUGGGGGAAGAUUCUUUGUUAGACUGAAGAAUGAAUAAACAGGUUUUUCUUUGCUACUUGAACGGCAGCAAUAAAAGUGUUUAUUUUUGAUCAAUGAAAGGAUUAUAGAUUUAUAAAAGCCUUUUAGCCUUGAGGUGCCUUCUGAAGUUAACCAAAUUUCAUCCAUAUACCUAUUUUGUAAAUUUAUAAAUAAUGUCAAAGUCUGCCAUUAGAUCAAUCUUUAGUUUCUAGGUUCUUCCAUCUUACAGUAAAAAAUGUUAUGUUAAGUCUUCCAUCAAGCUAUUAAUUUUUACUGUUGUAGGCUUCCUGUUGUUCCAGAUGGUGGCUGUUGGGUUGUUUUUAAAGGUAUCUGUUGGAUCUGAAACAAAAGUGAAAAGUGUGGCAGGUUGACUAAUAAAAACCAAAUUCAUAAUAUGUCCAGGAGUUUGUACUGUUCAGUUUGUACCACUGAAUAAAGCUAAAGUACACUAAAUGAAAGAGAGGACCUGCUUCUCGAAUUCCAUCCUAUCUGCUGCUGCUUUCCUUAUUUUGGUGCAGGUUAGUAGGCCAGUCUUCAUUCUGCAGUUCUGCUGUGAAACUGUAGUUCUGUGUUGAGUGUGAUAUGGAAUUCCAUUUAACAGGAUAUGUCCAUAGAAAGUAUGUAUAAAAUUUGUUGGGCCAUCUAAAUAAAGCUGUCAAUUCAUUCACCUAGUUAAAUGAACCACAUUUUAUUCAACUUGUUCCAAGGUCAAUUCAUUCCAUUGUCAAAAUUUACGUUCAAUCUUGUUAAAUACUCAGGUUUAGUGAUCUUCUUAACUGUUCAGUUUAAGUUGCACAUGACAUCUUGUGAAUUCAAGAACUGCCAAUUUAUGUGCCCUCCGUGUGUUGAGUGUGUGUGUGUACUGCUUCCUGAUUUUUUAAUCUCAGAAUUGCUUAUUGAAGAAUCACUUGAGGCUUUUAUUCAAUGGUUAGUAAUGGGUGUUUAUGUCUGUACUUUGAAAGAGCCAACUGAAAACCUUGCAGCCUCUUUGAAUCAAUAUGGGGUACUGGACUGGACUGAACAUCUAUCGGUUUCACUGUUGGUCACUGAAAGCAGAUAUAACAAUAUAUUUUUAUGUGGGACAAGAUCAAAAUAAAUGAUCAAUUAUUUUUGGAAGAGUAAAGCUACCAGUUACUAAAGUGAUUAUUUAAGAAAGUGAUUUGCAUUCUAGUAAGUUACAAUUCUCAUUGUUUUUCCAGAUGUUGAUUGUGUUGUCCUUUUUUUCAGAAGUGCAAUACAAAUUGGCUGCUAGGGUAGAGUAAAUCAAUGCCAGUAUCUAGUUCUCAAAGGAAGUUGGAAGCUGUUAUAAGAGCAGGUUACUACCUGAAAAAAUUCCCUGUGUGUAUUUAAUAGCAUUGAUUACAGGUUUGCAGUGUUUAUUGGCAUGAUGGUAGGGGGCACAACAUUCAGCAAAUCUGAAUUUUUGUAUCAAUUUUUGUAUGUACCAGUGGGCAACAGGGCAUGGACUUAGUGCUGUUAUUGCAACAAUGUGCACUUACUCAAAGUUUUGUCCAUACAGAAAAACCAAAAGGAACCAAAUGAGAAGUGUGCGUUUAUGUGCGUACGUGUGCCCUAUGUCUAAAAUGAUAUCAAAUAAAUGUAAAGGUGGCUUCUCACAUGAGAAUCUGUACGCACACACAACAUCCCACCAACAAUUCAGCUAUUGUAAAAUUUACUCUAACCCUCCUGCAACGUGUUAGCAAGAGGCAAGUUUGGGACAUAGCCAUUUCAAUUUCUAUUUAGUAUAGACUGAAGUUUUCUUUUUGGCACCAUGUUUUCUUAAGUUUCAAUCAGUAAUGACUUGAAAUAAUUGUUUUCCAUUGACACUCAGCAAUACCAUUUCUAUAGAUGAAAUUUUAUUUUGUGGAAUUAGGAACUACUUGGAAAGUAGUUAAAUCAAUUAUUUAUUUGUUUUCUUAUGUUUGUAUUAGGCUUUACUUUUUACAUCUUUUUAUAUGCUUUUCUGUUAUUUAAAAAAAUGAACUAUGGUCUUAAUUUAAGGAUUAAGCUUUGAUUGGUACUAUCCACAAUUUGAAAAUGUCAUAUUUUGAUAAUACUGUACUGUAACUGUCCCACACAAUGGCUUUUCUAAUGUUUUAACAACAUUGAAUAUUGCAGUUACUACUCUGUACUGAGGAAGGAUCACUGCAAUAAAAGGGAGUGAAUUAAAGUAAGUUGCUUAAACCAGCCUA